This is a messenger RNA of Diaporthe citri, 1605 nucleotides long. RefSeq lists its product as uncharacterized. The record is from RefSeq and is a predicted model, not a curated record. Gene Ontology annotation, molecular function: ubiquitin binding. The transcript has a single exon. Gene Ontology annotation, cellular component: endoplasmic reticulum. The coding region runs from base 1 to 1605 and encodes 534 amino acids. Lineage: Eukaryota; Fungi; Ascomycota; Sordariomycetes; Diaporthales; Diaporthaceae.
AUGGCCGACUUCGACCUGGCCAGCCUCUCGGCCGGUCAGCAGGAAGCUCUCCAACAGUACACCGCCCUCACCAACCAAGAACCAAAGGACGCAGUUCCGCUACUGGAGCGGUCACAAUGGAACGUACAGAUCGCAAUCACAAAGUUCUUCGACGGCGAGGGCCCCGACCCUGUAGCAGAGGCACAGGCACAACAACAAGCGCAGGCUGACGUGCCCCGGCCCGCCGGACGACACGAGAACCUCCAAGAGAGCUUCUACGCCCCGAUAGGCAGGCCGCCACGCCGCGACCGCACCGAGCCCGCACCCCGCAUCGUCCCGCAGCCGUCGACAACCUACCCAGUCCCAUGGCUGUUCUCCCUCAUCUUCGCCCCCUUCCAGCUCGGCUGGAAGCUGUUCGCCAACCUCUUCCGCCCCAUCUACUACAUCCUAUCCUUCCUGCCGCAGUCGCUGCGGCCCCGCGCCGUGUCAAACUCCAUCACCCGCGGCCUGCGCAACACAAAUGGGCGUAAGAUGCUCCUGCCGCGGGACUCGGCCGCGCGCUUCAGGCGUGAGUUCGAGGAGGAAUAUGGGUCCCCCGCUGGCGGCGGCCCUGCUUUGCCGUGGUUUGAGGGCGGGUUCGCCCAGGCACAGGAUCUGGCCAAGAAGGAGCUCAAAUUCCUCCUGGUGGUGUUGAUGUCGCCCGAGCACGACGACACGGCGCCGUUCGCGCGCGACGUCCUCCUCAGCCCGGACGUGGCCGCCUUCCUGUCCGACCCUGCCGCUAACAUCGUGCUGUGGGGUGGCAACGUCCUCGACAGCGAGGCCUACAUCGUCUCGCAAGAGUACAACUGCACCAAGUUUCCCUUCUCCGUCCUCAUCAGCCUGACCCCCAAGGAGGGCAGCACCCGCAUGGGCAUUAUCAAGAGGCUGGCCGGCGCCACCACGCCAGCCGCCUACCUGUCGGGCCUGCGCUCCGCCAUGGACAAGUACACCCCGGAUCUGGAGGGCCUGCGCGCCGAGCGCGUCGCCCAAGAGACGUCGCGGAGCCUGCGGACGGAGCAGGACUCGGCCUACGAGCGCUCGCUGGCGCGUGACCGGGAGCGUGCCAGGCAGAAGCGCGAGGCGGCCGCCGCGGCGGCGGAGGCGGAGCAGCGUGAGAAGGAGCGGGCCGAGCGAGCCGCGGAGCAGGACCGCAAGCGCCAGCUGUGGCGGCGGUGGCGGGCGACGACCGUCGCGCCGGAGCCGCCGGCUAGCGAGGCGGACGUGGUGCGGCUGGCGCUCAAGAUGCCCGAGGAGACGGGCGCGGGCCGUGUUAUCCGGCGGUUCGCGGGCCACACGACGGUCGAGGAGCUGUACGCCUUCGUCGAGUGCUACGGCGUGCUGCAGGCCCGGGCCAGCGGCGGGGAGGACGAGUCGGAGCUGGACGACAAGGGCGCGCCGGAGGGGUACGAGCACGGCUACGGCUUCCGGCUCGCGAGCCUGCUGCCCAGGGAGGUGUUUGAGCCGACGCGGGACAAGACGCUGCGGGAGACUAUCGGCAAGUCUGGGAACCUGAUUGUCGAGGAUGUCUUUGACGCUGAGGAGGACACGGAGGGUGUGGCUGAGGGCGAGCCGCAGAUAUCAUAG